Pseudonaja textilis is the source of this 556-nucleotide messenger RNA. The record is from RefSeq and is a predicted model, not a curated record. Lineage: Eukaryota; Metazoa; Chordata; Lepidosauria; Squamata; Elapidae.
AUGGGUAUAGGGGAAUAUAAAGAAAAUGCCAACAAGCUGGAAGAAAGUGCCAGGGGAAUCUACAUUCCAUGUCCAGAACACUACAAUGGUUUCUGCAUGCAUGGAAAAUGUGAGCAUUCUGCUAAUAUGCUGGAGCCAUCUUGCAGAUGUGAUGCGGGCUACACUGGACAACACUGUGAAAAGAAAGACUACAGCGUUUUGUAUGUGGUUCCAGGCCCAGUUCGAUUUCAGUAUGUCUUAAUAGCAGCAGUGAUUGGAACAAUUCAGAUUGCGAUCAUCUGUGUUGUCGUUCUCUGCAUUACAAGGAAAUGUCCCAGGAGCAACAGAAUUCACCGGCAAAAGCAAAACACAGGGCACUACAGUUCAGACAACACAACGAGAGCAUCGACCAGGUUAAUUUAAAAGAGAGAGCAUGUUUCCACAAUGGCAAAAGUAAACUGCAGAGAGCUUGGACUUACAAAAUACAGUAUUAUAGACAAAAGUUCUACACAUGUUGCCUUGCAUUUGUGGUAAUCGACACCAAUGAAAACAGAACGAAACAUGUACUACAGCUAUA